Molecule: messenger RNA, 2248 nt
Organism: Cydia amplana
Lineage: Eukaryota; Metazoa; Arthropoda; Insecta; Lepidoptera; Tortricidae
Gene: Sirt7
Exons: 7
Coding region: 150-2198 (682 amino acids)
Cellular component (GO): nucleus; chromatin
Molecular function (GO): NAD+ binding; histone H3K18 deacetylase activity, NAD-dependent
Source: RefSeq, a predicted model, not a curated record
CGGCCAUUGGCAUCGUUUAAUGUUUAUGAACGGCUAUCGCGAUCCGUGAAAGAGCCCGUACCCGACAUGAGCCCUUGGGCGGCGACGGGCACCGACAGCGGUGGCGCGCGGGGGCCGGAGACCCGACACGCGUCGUGAGCCGCGGCGCCAUGGAGCGCGCCGUCGUGCGCUCGAGCGCCAGGCUCAGCGGCGGCGGCGGCGGCGGCUCCGGCAAGAGCGGCGGUGGCGGCGGCCCCAGCAAGAGCGGCGGCGGAGACAAGGCCGAGGCGGCGCGCCGAGCGGCCGCGGCGGCGCUGGCGGCCGAGCGCCGCGAGCGGGCCCGCCAGCGCGCCCAGGAGGUGGAGGACAGCCCGAGCGUGCUGCGCGACAAGUGCCGAGAGCUGGCGCGAGUCGUGCGCCAGGCCAAGCAUCUCGUGGUGUACACGGGAGCGGGGAUCAGCACAGCGGCCGACAUUCCCGACUACCGCGGCCCGCACGGCGUGUGGACGAGGCUGCAGCGCGGAGAGGACAUCGGUCGCGUGGAGGUGUCCCGCGCGCAGCCCACGUUCACGCACAUGGCGCUGACGGCGCUGGUGGCGCGCGGGCUGUGCAAGUUCGUGGUGUCGCAGAACUGCGACGGGCUGCACGUGCGCGCCGGCCUGCCGCGCCGCGCGCUCGCCGAGCUGCACGGCGACAUGUUCGCCGAGCGCUGCGCCGCGCCCGCCUGCCGCGCCGUGCUGCUGCGGGCGUUCGACACUACGCAGCGCACUGGGCGCUACGCGCACGGCACCCGGCGCACUUGCCCCGUGCCGCGCUGCGGGCGGCCGCUGCGCGACACCAUCGUGCACUUCGGCGAGCGCGCGCGCGCCGCCUGGCCGCUCAACUGGGCCGGGGCCCUGCGCCACGCCGCCGCCGCCGACGUCAUCCUGUGUCUCGGCUCCAGCCUCAAGGUGCUGCGGCGCUACCCCCGCCUGUGGUGCAUGGCGCGGCCGGCCCGCGCGCGGCCGCGCCUCUACAUCGUCAACCUGCAGUGGACGCCCAAGGACACCGCCGCCGAGCUCAAGAUCAACGCGCGCUGCGACUCGGUGAUGCGCGAGCUGGCGCGGCGGCUGCGGGUGCGCGUGCCGCGCUACCGGCGCUCGCGGGACCCGCUGCUCGCGCACGCCACGCCCCUCGCCGCCGCCGAGCGCCACACCUGCUCCCGCCCCGCGCUGCCCCUCGCCGCCGCGGGGAGCGCCUCCUCCGAGCCCGGGGAGUCCGACUCCUCCUCCGCGUCCGACUCCGACGACGCGGUGCCGCUGGGGAGGCUGCGGGAGCGUCUCCGGGGCGAGCGGGGAGCCGCCUCCGGGCCCAGGGGUCCGCCCGACCGUCCCCGGCCGCCCCCCCGGGUGGACAGCCUCCGGAGGCCGCUGCGCCCCGUGCCGGGGCUCAACAGACUCCAGCGGCCGGCGGACCGCUCGAGGGACCCGAACUUUCCGGCCGAGGGACCCCGUCUCCGGUCCCCGCCGCGGCGCUCGCGAGACAGCCGGGACCCGGCGGGGCGCGCGCCGGACCGACGGUGCCCGGUGGACGGCUCGCGAGACUCGCCGGCCCUCGCGGAGCGUUGCCGAGGUCUGCGGCCCCUCUGGGACCGCUCGCGGAGCCCUGAGGCCCGGAAGGACCGCUCCCGAGGCCCGGAGACCUUGGAGCCCGAAGAAAAGAAGCCCAAGUUGGAGAAUGGCUUUCGCUCCGCGGUUAAAGAGGAGCACCUGAGGUCUUUUGAGGUGUCCCUCGCCGGCGGGUCGGCGCGCAUCCUCCUGCACGCCGCGCACGCGCCCGAGCCCAAGGAGGAGGAGGACGAGGGCGGCGGCCUCGGCCCCCCGCGGCCCCGGCCCGACGAGGACUCCGAGAGCGAGGCCUCGCGGGCCGCCGCGGCGUUCAUCGCGCGCGCCGUGCUCGUGUGCAGGGCCGAGCUGUACCCCGGGCUGCACACGAUCCUGGCGCGGGCGCCGCAGCCGGCGUGCGCGUGGUGCUGGCGGCGGCACGGCAGCGCGCGCUGUCUGUGGUACCCGGCGCGGGACCCGCAGCCGCCGGGCCGCGUGUGGCGGCGCGUGCGCGGCCGCCGCUACCUGUGCACGUGCUGCCCCGGCGGGGGCGGGGGCGGGGACAGCGGGGGGGAGGCCGGCGAGGGCGGCUGGUACGGGAAGGGCUACCGGAAGGGCCGCAAGAAGAAGCGGUAGCGGGCGCCGGGCGCCGCCGCGCGCCUCUGUACAUAUACAUAUUUAUUUUU